This is a messenger RNA of Wasmannia auropunctata (little fire ant), 5419 nucleotides long. RefSeq names its product solute carrier family 12 member 4 (gene kcc). Gene Ontology annotation, molecular function: potassium:chloride symporter activity. Gene Ontology annotation, cellular component: membrane. The coding region runs from base 821 to 4198 and encodes 1125 amino acids. Gene Ontology annotation, biological process: chemical synaptic transmission; chloride transmembrane transport; cell volume homeostasis. Lineage: Eukaryota; Metazoa; Arthropoda; Insecta; Hymenoptera; Formicidae. The transcript is spliced from 13 exons. The record is from RefSeq and is a predicted model, not a curated record.
AGAGACUGAGAGGAGAGCGCCCGCCUCGCGGCCGUACGCCGAUCUCUCGCCACCCGUGUGUGUCGCGCGGCGCACGUCGGCUCCUCCCAGAUCGCGAGAGGGUCGACGAAAGAGGGAUCGAGGCGGAAAGUAAGUCGCGCGCGGAGUUUGGCGAGACGUCGCGCGAGAGGAGCGCCCUGGCCGCUUCUCAGUUUCCGCCUUUCUUCUCGAUCUGAGAGUGUUUCCGCGGGAUUUCGGAAACCAGGAUCGAUAUCGAGCGCUUACCGAUCUAUCCGCGAUCCGAGACUUCCAUGUUUCGGAUUGGAACAACCGUAACAACCAGUAAAAUCUCUGCAAUUGCGAGGCACCCGAAAAUAUAGACUCCGAAUCUAGAUCCCCCGCCGAUCGCACACCGACGAUCCUGCGAUUUCAAUCUCAAUCAUUUCUGGCUAAUCGAGAGGAUAAAUCGACAAAUAAUUCCGAUCGCUUUUCAUCGAGAGAUAAUCUUAAUAUCGCAAAUCCACAGCAAACAUCGAUCGAGAUUUUACAAAAAUCCGCAUCGUGCAGCACCCGAUCUUCUGCCGUAGAUUCCCAUAAAAGUGCAGUUUCACUUAAAGCUCCUAUCGAAGCAAUCGGUACAAGCAAAGGAAAAAAAAAUUGACGAAGAGAGACAUCCUGCAGGAAGAGGAUUCUGCAACGAGAUCGAGAUAAGGAUCCUGCAACUUGCGCGCGGGCAUCGGGAAAGCGUGCACGGCACUGAGCUUUGGGUGGCAGCUAGAAGAGGGGGCCUCGUGUUUCCCACCCCCGGUCGGUGGAAAAUCGAAGACGUGUCGAAACUACCAUGAGCGAGGGCACGCCGAAGUCGCAGAUCAAGAUCGUCGUGCCCGACGGUUCGCCAGCACGUCCGCAAGCUGGCGAUGGAGGCGGCGCAGGCGGAGAUGGCGAUCCCAUUGUCAGCACCAAUUCCGAGAAGAAGUCAGGAUAUGAGACCAAUCUGUAUCUCUACAGUGAGGAGAUGGAGGAUCGGCCGCGGAUCUCGACGUUGCUCAACAGCUUGGCCAACUAUAGCAACACCAUCCCUGCGGCGACCGACCCGGACAAACCAGCUCCGCCCACGGGGGGUGGUGCACGGAUGGGUACUCUCAUAGGUGUCUACUUGCCGUGUAUCCAGAACAUCUUCGGCGUGAUCCUCUUUAUCCGGCUGACAUGGGUAGUCGGCACCGCCGGCGCCAUACAGGGUUUCUUGAUUGUGCUCAUCUGCUGUUGCGUUACGAUGCUGACGGCGAUCAGUAUGAGUGCCAUCGCCACCAACGGCGUAGUGCCGGCCGGUGGUUCCUACUUUAUGAUCUCGAGGAGCUUGGGCCCGGAAUUCGGCGGCGCGGUGGGUAUGUUGUUUUACACCGGUACCACCCUGGCCGCCGCGAUGUACAUCAUCGGCGCCGUCGAGAUCGUUCUCACCUACAUGGCACCGUCGCUCAGCAUAUUCGGCGACUUCACGAAAGACGCCAACAUCAUGUACAACAACUUCCGAGUAUACGGCACCAUGUUGCUGAUGGUAAUGGGUACGAUUGUCUUUGUGGGCGUGAAGUUCGUUAACAAGUUCGCCACCGUCGCACUGGCCUGCGUUAUUUUAUCCAUCGUCGCUGUUUACGUGGGGCUCUUCGUCAACGUCAACGGCAACGAGUCUCUAAAAUUGUGCGUGCUCGGCAGAAGGCUGUUAAAGGACAUCGACGUUUUAACUGACUGCAAUAAACAUCCCGGUGGUGUUUUGGAAAAAAUUUACUGCAACGGCACGACGCGAGGUGCGAGAUGCGAUUCGUAUUAUUCUGAGAAUAACGCUACCAUCAUCAACGGUAUCCGCGGCUUGGCCAGCGGCGUGUUUCUAGAGAACAUUUGGGACCGUUUCCAAGAGGAGUCUCAGUUAAUCUCUUACGGAAGUGACCCGAAGGACAUGGACGUUCUGUCGGGAUCGAGCUUUAAUCAAGUCCAAGUCGAUCUCACCACGACUUUCACUAUUCUCAUCGGCAUAUUCUUUCCUUCCGUGACGGGUAUUAUGGCGGGCUCCAACCGAUCUGGUGACUUGGCUGACGCUCAGAAAUCCAUUCCGAUCGGCACAAUCUGCGCGAUCCUGACGACCUCCACCGUAUAUCUGUCCAGCGUCCUCCUAUUCGCCGGAACCGUUGAUAAUCUAUUGCUACGCGAUAAGUUCGGUCAGAGUAUCGGUGGCAAGCUGGUAGUGGCGAAUAUGGCGUGGCCGAAUCAGUGGGUGAUCCUGAUCGGCUCGUUCCUGUCCACCCUGGGCGCCGGCCUGCAAUCCUUGACGGGAGCGCCGCGACUGCUGCAGGCAAUCGCCAAGGACGGCAUCAUUCCCUUCCUCACGCCAUUCGCCACCAGUUCGAGUCGAGGCGAACCUACGCGUGCUUUGGUGCUCACUGUGUUGAUCUGUCAGGGUGGUAUCCUGCUCGGCAACGUGGACUACCUGGCGCCGUUGCUGUCCAUGUUCUUCCUCAUGUGCUACGGUUUCGUCAACCUCGCCUGCGCCCUGCAAACCCUACUGCGCACGCCGAACUGGAGGCCGCGAUUCAAAUACUACCACUGGAGCCUGUCGGUCCUCGGCCUGUCGCUCUGCAUCGCCGUCAUGUUCAUGACCAGCUGGUACUACGCACUGGUGGCGAUGGGUAUGGCCGGCUGUAUCUACAAGUACAUCGAAUAUCGCGGCGCCGAGAAGGAAUGGGGCGACGGUAUCCGCGGUCUGGCGCUGUCCGCCGCCAGGUACUCACUGCUCAGGCUCGAGGAAGGUCCGCCGCACACGAAGAACUGGCGUCCGCAGAUCCUGAUCCUCGCGAAACUUACCGACGACCUGGUGCCUAAGUAUCGCAAGCUCUUCGCCUUUGCCAGUCAGCUCAAGGCCGGCAAGGGGCUCACUAUUAGCGUCAGCUGCAUCCCCGGUGACUACACGCAGAACUCGGGGGAGGCGCUGGCGGCCAAGCAGAGUCUCAAGAAGACUGCGGCGGAAGAGAAGGUGAAGGGCUUCGUCGACGUUCUCGUUGCGAAGAACGUCGUCGAGGGGCUGAGCUCGCUGAUACAAAAUACCGGACUCGGCGGACUGAAACCGAAUACGGUGAUAUUGGGUUGGCCGUACGGCUGGCGGCAGUCGGAAGAGGAGAGAACCUGGCGAGUCUUUCUGCAAACCGUAAGGAGCGUCGCGGCCGCGAAAAUGGCACUACUGGUGCCCAAAGGCAUAAACUUCUUCCCGGAUUCGAGCGAGAAGAUAAUCGGCAACAUUGACGUCUGGUGGAUCGUGCACGACGGCGGCCUAUUAAUGUUACUGCCGUUCCUACUGAAGCAACAGCGCACCUGGAAGAACUGCAAGAUGAGGAUCUUCACGGUCGCGCAGAUGGAGGACAACUCAAUACAGAUGAAAAAGGAUCUGAAGAAGUUCCUGUACGACCUGAGGAUCGAGGCGGAAGUCGAGAUUGUCGAAAUGACGAACACCGACAUCUCCGCGUACACGUACGAACGCACUUUGAUCAUGGAGCAAAGAAACCAGAUGCUACGCGAGUUACAACUGAACAAGAAGCAAUCACUGGGAGUGGUGCAGACAUUGGUGGACUUCAACGAGGUACCCGCCGAGGAAAAAUUACCUCUGGUACAGGCGAUCGUAGAUCACCAUCACAACGUGGACGCCAAAGUGCCGACGAAGGUGAGAUUCCAGGAACCGGGUAACCAGAGUACAAACGUGACCGACGACACGAAGCUGAUGCAGGAAACCGAUUUAAAUAACAAGGAGCUGGACGCUGCCGAGGAAGCAAAUGAAAAGGAGGAGGCUAAGGAGAAUAAUGACGAGGAGACAAAGUUGAUUGGCGGCUCGCCUAAGGCGGAAAAUAAAGAGAACACGGAGAAGGAUGCAAAGGAGGCGGAGGCCGAGAAUGAAGCGCAAGAAAACAAAAGUCAAAGUCCGGAGGUUAAGAAACCCACGAUUACACCCGACGAGGGUGACGUGAGGCGUAUGCAUACCUCGCUGAAGCUGAACGAGGUAAUCCGUAAAAUGAGCAGCGAGGCUCAGCUGGUCAUCCUGAAUCUUCCUGGACCGCCCCGGGACACGAAGAUGGAACGUGAAUCUAACUAUAUGGAAUUCCUCGAGGUGCUCACCGAAGGCUUGGAGAGGGUACUGAUGGUGCGGGGUAGCGGACGGGAGGUGAUCACCAUCUACUCGUGAACUGAAGCGACGGGAAUUAACGCCGUUGCCUUGCGGGAGCAGAGCUCUAGUUUACUUCUCAGUGACCUAAACGACACUACCCUAAGGAACAUACUGCUCUUGUGCCAUUGUCUGCGCAGUCGCUUGCAGUCGCGCGUUCUGAAAGUCGUUGAGGCGAAGAGGAUGAGACGACGAUCGUUCAUACUCGAACACGGAAGACGAAGUUUCACCGAAGCCGAUUUUUACGUGGACCGCGGCGACCGAUCGUCCGAUGAUGAAGCCAAAAGCGAUGAUGCCAAAGGAUAGGUUUUUCUUUGAAUGAAUUUCUGAAACGUAGAACGUGCGGAGGGUUUAUGUGUCAGGUACGCGUCAAAGGGGGUCGCAUACGAAGCGUAGCGAGGGCUGCUCAGAUUCGAAUUCGACAACUUUUAUCGAGCUCGGCCGAGCUCGCCGGACAAAGCACAGACUGGUGCACCUCUCGGAAAUCGCCAGUACAAACAAACAAAAAACUGUAGCUCAAUAAGACGAGUCCCGAGUAAACGUCACUUUGAUUCAAUUUCUUGCAAAACUGAUAGCUAAAAAUCACGUCUAAUCACGAAGGAGAGAAUUAGAGUAAGAGAGAAUGGCAAAAGAACGGGGGGAGGGAAAAAAAUCAAAAUUUGGUCCGAGGCUAAGGUCGAAGCAUCUACGAAACCACUGCCAGACUACUUUCUAAAUGCUUCGCGUUUAACCAAAGACGCGAGAGGCUCAUUUUUCUACAUGCAUUGUCGUUAAUAGGGAAAAGAAUAAGAGUAGUAGGUACGUAUAUAAUUUUAUUGCUUGAUAUAGGUGAAUCUAGAGUAGCCUAGGAUAGUGCCGACUUUUAUUAUAAUUAUAUAUAUAUAUAUGUGUGUGUGUAUUUGAUAAUAGAAAAACGACGAGUAUGUCGCGAGUAUUACUGCAUUUCCUUCGGGGAUCGAGAAGUGAUCCCGCUCUCUUUUCCAAUCUCGCGUGGUAAAUCUUUACGUACAUACACACACACGCACACGCAAGGGACAUAUGUACAAGACACACAUUCGUACACACACAUUCGCGCGCGUUUGUAUCGUCUUUAAGGCCUACUGGUCCAAGAUGCCACUACCAUUUAAUCGAUAACACCAAGUGAAGUUGAAUCGUGACGCAAGGAGUGCAACCUGAAAGACUCAAUGCCAAAAUGCGCGGCGAUCCUUUACCGAAUUUCAUCGAAAAGAAAAACAAAUAUAU